Messenger RNA from Rotaria sp. Silwood1, 369 nucleotides. NCBI's taxonomy places the organism in Eukaryota, Metazoa, Rotifera, Eurotatoria, Philodinida, Philodinidae. The record is from the annotation of a GenBank genome assembly.
AUGGCUGCACAUAAUCACUAUUGGGCAUCAGAUACUGGCUAUGCUGAUAAAUACGCGUUUGUCAUUAAUUCGAUCAACAAAAAAGUUGCUCCGCCGAGUAAUGAUGCAUUUUCGAUGGACUUAUUCUCAGAUUCAACACGUAAUUGGAACUUGAUCUGGGAUUUAUUAUUUAAUCAAUGGAAUAAAACAUUAUCAACUAUUGAGAUUCAACAUGGACAAGCUAUGAUUAAUAAUAAUUAUUUUGGAGAUAAUAAUGGUAAGGCUAUUACUGUCUUACAAGAUGCUGAUAAAGUUAUAAUUACGAAUAAUCAUUUAAAUGAAAAUGAAUUAAAUGUAGUUACCAAAACCAACUGUUUUAGUUGCAAAUAA